AUGGCCUUAGCGGCUAGCAAUCGACCGUCUCUUGUACGGGCACAAGAUUUGUCUCCAGAUCAAGAGCACCAAGUUGAAGAGUGGGUUGCUAAGGAGCGGCGCUCUGGCGCCCUAGUAGGCAGAAAGUUGCUCAGAUGGUACAUUCAGCGCCUUACGCAGAUGCCCGACGACAAUUUAGAACCAGGCGUGGUCGACAACUUUCUCCGCCGCCAUCCAGAAAUCGCUAAAAUGUUUACUCCCUUACCGCAGCCUAGCCCUAAGAAAGCGCAGGCGGACAAGCCCCUCACUGGCGACAAUCGUUUGAGGGGCCUUGCAUUUUUAAAGGAGCAGAGGAGGCAGGAUGCCAGGAAGGCACUGUAUGGUGACUCGCCGCCGCCGCCACGACAGCCAGCGCCGUACCCCGAGGGCGAGAUCAUAUACCACUGCCACAAUCGCUAUGUCGUGCGGCAUGGCGACUUGAUUACGAAAUACACAAUCAGCCGCGAUGGCAUGGGCUCAGGCGACCAUCCAAACGAGGCGCUUGCCCUACGCUUUGUCAAGGAGCAUACCACUAUUCCAGUUCCGGACGUCAUUAGCAGCGAUUGGGAUCGUAUAACCAUGUCGUUUGUUGAGGGGCAGACUUUACAACAGGCUUGGCCUGUUCUGACACAAGAUGAGCGCUCAGCCAUCUUGCGAGACCUCAAAGAGUACAUCACACAGCUCCGUGCCAUUUCCGGCAAUCAUGUUGGCCGGCUUGACGGUCAGGGAGCUGUGGUUCCAAGCAUUCUGACGCGUUCGGGAGGGCCAUUUGCGACGCAAGGCGAGUUUCAUCAUUGGCUUGUUCGGCCGUCGAAGCGCGUAAACUCGCAGAGCAUGUACUGGCACCAAAUAACAAUGCAGCUCAGCAACGAUUGUCCCAUUGUGUUUACGCAUGGCGACAUUGCUGCAAGGAAUAUAAUGGUACGAAAUGGGCACAUUGUUGCGCUUUUGGACUGGGAGUUUGCGGGUUGGUAUCCCGAGUAUUGGGAGUAUGUGUUUUCACUUCGUGGUUUGGACAAUAUUGAAUGGGAAACACUCGGCGAACAUGUCCCGUCUCUGUUUUCUACCCGCUAUGACUUGGAAUACAUUCUUAUCCAGUUUAUCUUAAGUCUCUCCUGA
This is a messenger RNA of Beauveria bassiana ARSEF 2860, 1137 nucleotides long. Its product is annotated as phosphotransferase enzyme family protein. Bases 1 to 1137 code for a protein of 378 amino acids. Lineage: Eukaryota; Fungi; Ascomycota; Sordariomycetes; Hypocreales; Cordycipitaceae. The record is from RefSeq and is a predicted model, not a curated record. The transcript has a single exon.